UCGGUGUCGGAACAGCGUUUUCGCUUUUCAAAACACAUUCCCCCGUUCUUUGUCGCCAAGUACCAAUCAUCACCACCGGCGGCCGGCGACCGGCGACCUCUCCGGCUUCAGUCCCUGUCAAAUUCCAGAUUUUCCCUUCCGUUUCAGGUUUUUAUUGGACAAUGAGUGAGGUAUUUGAAGGAUACGAGCGCCAGUACUGCGAGCUCUCGGCCAAUUUGUCCAAGAAAUGCACCGCAGCUAGUCUUCUUGAUGGAGAGCAAAAGAAGCAAAAAGUUUCUGAAAUAAAAGUGGGAAUUGAUGAAGCAGAAUCUUUGAUUCGGAAAAUGGACCUUGAGGCAAGGAGUUUGCAGCCAAAUGUAAAAGUUGUCCUGCUUGCUAAGCUAAGGGAAUACAAGUCUGAUCUGAACAACUUGAAAGCUGAACUGAAGAGAAUUACAGCAACUAACUUGAAUCAGGCUGCACGGGAUGAAUUGUUGGAAUCUGGAAUGGCUGAUGCACUGACGGUUUCAGCUGAUCAAAGGGCAAGAUUAAUGAUGUCAACUGGAAGAUUAAACAAAUCCAGUGACAGGAUUAGGGAAGGUAGAAGGACCAUGCUGGAGACAGAGGAGCUUGGUGUGUCAAUUCUUCAAGAUUUGCAUCAGCAACGCCAGUCUCUCUUACAUGCCGAUAACACGCUUCACGGCGUGGAUGACAAUAUUAGCAGGAGUAAGAAAAUUUUGACCAACAUAUCAAGGAGGAUGAGCAGGAACAAGUGGAUUAUUGGCUCCAUAAUUGCAGCCCUCGUUGUUGCUAUCAUCUUAAUUUUGUACUUCAAACUUUCCAAAUAGCCAAAACGCUUCUUUGUGGCUUGGAUUGAUGUGUGCUGUGUGCUCUCUGACGAAACAAUGGAUCUGUUUCCUUCCCUUUUCUGUUCAUUUCCGCAGGUUUUUCCAGUGAGUCUUGACAUUUCUUUUGAUCAAUGGCAAGCUGUUUGUAUCUUGUUUCUUA
This is a messenger RNA of Diospyros lotus (date-plum), 987 nucleotides long. RefSeq names its product vesicle transport v-SNARE 13-like. Gene Ontology annotation, cellular component: ER to Golgi transport vesicle membrane; Golgi apparatus; late endosome membrane. The coding region runs from base 162 to 827 and encodes 221 amino acids. NCBI's taxonomy places the organism in Eukaryota, Viridiplantae, Streptophyta, Magnoliopsida, Ericales, Ebenaceae. The transcript is spliced from 6 exons. Gene Ontology annotation, biological process: vesicle-mediated transport; intracellular protein transport; vesicle fusion. Gene Ontology annotation, molecular function: SNARE binding; SNAP receptor activity. The record is from RefSeq and is a predicted model, not a curated record.